Molecule: messenger RNA, 1543 nt
Organism: Elgaria multicarinata webbii
Lineage: Eukaryota; Metazoa; Chordata; Lepidosauria; Squamata; Anguidae
Product: alcohol dehydrogenase 1A
Exons: 9
Coding region: 138-1268 (376 amino acids)
Biological process (GO): retinoic acid metabolic process; retinol metabolic process
Cellular component (GO): cytosol
Molecular function (GO): all-trans-retinol dehydrogenase (NAD+) activity; zinc ion binding
Source: RefSeq, a predicted model, not a curated record
UUUUACGUUGCAGGAGAGACAAAAAGCAAUCUGUUCAACACCCGCUGAAUAGCAGGGAGUUUGUUCAGACUACUGAUUUUCUGAAGCAAGAAAGCAGAGAGCAGGAGAGACUCGGCAAAACUGACAAAAGGAGCACAAUGAGUACCGUAGGCAAAGUCAUCAAAUGCAAAGCAGCCAUUGCUUGGGAGCUUAAGAAACCCUUGAGCAUUGAGCAAAUUGAAGUAGCCCCUCCAAAGGCUCAUGAAGUGCGCAUUAAGAUUUUGGCCACAGGGAUCUGUCGCUCGGAUGACCAUGUGAUCAGCGGUGCCUUUGCUAUGCCUCUCCCAAUAGUUCUGGGCCACGAAGCAGCUGGUGUUGUGGAGAGUGUUGGAGAGGGAGUGACCUGUGUGAAACCAGGAGACAAAGUAAUCCCACUCUUUGUUCCGCAAUGUGGAAAAUGCACCGCUUGCCAAAGUACCAAAGGCAACCUGUGCACUGAAAAUGACCUUAGUAGCGGCCAUGGCUUGAUGCCUGAUGGCACCAGCAGGUUCACUUGCAGGGGGAAGAGCCUGCAUCAUUUCAUUAGCACCAGCACCUUCACUGAAUAUACUGUGGUGCACGAGACCUCAGUGGUCAAAAUUGAUGCUGCUGCCCCUUUGGAAAAAGUGUGUCUGAUUGGCUGCGGGUUUUCUACUGGCUAUGGAGCAGCUGUUCGAACAGCCCAGGUGGAACCUGGCUCUACCUGUGCCGUCUUCGGCUUGGGAGGAGUCGGCCUCUCCGCUGUCAUGGGCUGUAAAGCAGCUGGAGCAUCUCGAAUCAUCGGUGUCGACAUCAACAAGGAUAAAUUUCCCAAGGCUAGAGAGCUGGGAGCCACGGAGUGCGUCAACCCUCUGGAUUUCAAGAAACCCAUCAACGAAGUGCUCUUUGACCUGACGGAUGGGGAAGGCGUAGACUAUUCAUUUGAAGUGAUUGGCCGCACAGAUACCAUGUCUGCUGCCCUGGCCUCCUGCCACCACAACUUUGGAACCAGUGUGAUUGUGGGAGUGCCUCCUUCAGCAUCGCAGAUCUCUUUCGACCCAAUGUUGCUUUUCACAGGCCGUACCUGGAAAGGAUCUGUGUUCGGAGGAUGGAAGAGCAAAGACUCUGUCCCUAAACUGGUUUCGGAUUUCAUGGGAAAGAAAUUCGUGUUGGAUCCGUUAAUAACUCAUACAUUACCUUUUGAAAAAAUCAAUGAAGGAUUUGAACUGCUCCGGACAGGAAAGAGCAUCCGCACCGUCUUGACAUUUUAAGGUCUUGGGGUGACAGAAGAAGAAUGCAAGAAUGAUCAUCAGUAGAUAAAGCUCCUUCUCUACAACUUUUAUAAUCAACAGUGUGUUCUGGGGUUUUUGGCUGAAGGAAUUAAAUCAUAAGCACACUGAUUCUUGUAAAUGUAACUAUUAAUCAAACUCUACAAAAGAAAAAGAACCAACGCUUGGAAGUAAAGGCAGGUUGCCAUUUCUGAAACCUCCAUUGCUGUUGACUGUAAGCACUUUGGCUUCUGCAUAUUAAAAUGAGAUUUCUCAAG